Lineus longissimus is the source of this 669-nucleotide messenger RNA. Its product is annotated as calponin-2-like. The transcript has a single exon. Gene Ontology annotation, biological process: actin filament organization. Gene Ontology annotation, molecular function: actin filament binding. The coding region runs from base 1 to 669 and encodes 222 amino acids. The record is from RefSeq and is a predicted model, not a curated record. Gene Ontology annotation, cellular component: actin cytoskeleton. NCBI's taxonomy places the organism in Eukaryota, Metazoa, Nemertea, Pilidiophora, Heteronemertea, Lineidae.
AUGACAAUCGGAGCCAGGCCCACCACGAAGAACGUAAGAGAAUUCACAGACGAGCAGAUGAGGGCGGGACAGACUAUGAUCGGUCUCCAGGCGGGGACGAACAAAUGCGCUUCCCAGUCCGGCAUGUCUAUUGGAGCGGGUAGGCACAUCGCUGAUAUCAAGGUUGAAGAUAUGUGCAAAGACGGUCAAGGUGUCCUUGGGAUGCAAGCUGGUUACAACAAAGGUGCCUCGCAGUCCGGGAUGUCGUUUGGCGGCGGGCGCCAUUGCGCCGAUAUCAAAGUUGACGACAUGUGCCGCGAUGGCCAGGGAGUUCUUGGCGGACAGGCUGGCUUCACCGGCGGCGCGUCUCAGUCUGGAAUGUCGUUUGGUGCCAAUCGUCAUAUCAACGAUAUUAAGGUUGCCGACAUGUGUGUAGAUGGCCAAGGCGUCCUCGGUAUGCAGGCUGGAUACACCGGUGGUGCCUCACAGAAGGGGAUGUCCUUCGGUGCCCCUCGGCACAUCAACGACAUCAAGGUUACCGACAUGUGUGCAGAAGGUCAGGCUGUGCUUGGUAUGCAAGCAGGCUACACUGGCGGGGAUUCCCAGUCAGGGAUGUCGUUUGGUGCUCCGCGUCAUAUCAACGACAUGAAAAUUGCGGACAUGUCUCAGGACACCCAGGGCAUGCUCUGA